AUGUACUCGGGCAACGCAGCGCGCAUCUACAACCCGCAGCCGGACCCGCUGGAGCGGGGCCCGCCCAAGCGCGUGCUGCGCGAGGAGCAGCACAUCGGCGAGAUGGUGGCGGCCUCCAAGAAGCGCGUGACUUGGCGCUUCACGCUGGGUGAGUCGGACCGCACGCACGAGGUGGUGCUGAUCCACUCGGUUAUGAGCUACAAGAAGGUGGUGCAGUACGACGGCCGACAGAUGCAUUUCUCGGCAACGGCAACGUUGGGAGACUGGAGCUUCUCGAUGAUUUUGGAUGGCCUCAAUGUGGUCAUGGAAGUGCGUAUCAAUGACUUGGAGUCAGCCGAUGUCCCGAAAUACGACUUCGUCAUUGACCGAGUCCCGUUCCGUCGCUGGGACGUGUACCGUCGUAAGAAGCACGCGAUCACUACGGCGACCUACGCGCAACCGAAUGCUCCUCCUGGAAAUGCGUACGGAACACACCGCUGGGGGCCUGGCGGAGCCUCGCCUUCGUCGCAAAGCGAACCCCAUCCGUCACGCGGCUCGUUUACGGGUAGCUCGGGGGGUUCUUUUACGGGCAGCUCUCGUGGUUCCUUUACGGGCAACUCUCCGACGUCGGAUCGCACACAGAGCUUCAGCAACCAAGGUGCUCGUCCACGAGCCUCCUCUGGGCAGCAGAAUGGCCGCACUCGAAGCUUUUCCGGACAGCAAAACGGACAACAAGGGUUCAGCAGUGCGCAACAAUAUGCUGGCCAACGCUCUUCAUUGCAGGAACAGAGCGCUCCGAUUGCUCCUAAUGCCGCAGCAACGAACGCCCACCAACCGCCUCCGGCCCCUCCAGCGCAAAAGCCCAAGAAGCAGCCUGAAAUUAACCUGAUCGACGAUUUUGGUCCUAGCGUGAGCGUGUCGGCACAGUCGUUGAUCUUCGAUCCUCUGGCCAGUGUAAGUGGUUGCCCCCAUGGUGGCAAGUUGAAUUGA
Phytophthora sojae is the source of this 969-nucleotide messenger RNA. RefSeq lists its product as hypothetical. The transcript is spliced from 5 exons. NCBI's taxonomy places the organism in Eukaryota, Oomycota, Peronosporomycetes, Peronosporales, Peronosporaceae. Bases 1 to 969 code for a protein of 322 amino acids. The record is from RefSeq and is a predicted model, not a curated record.